UUUUCAGUACUGUGUCUGCUUCUAACUCUUGUCCAGGAGUGACUCUGUUGGUGUGACGAGCUCUUUGCAGCUGUAAGGUCACCCAGGGAACGGGCACAGGGGGACUGGGCUGCCAGUCAUACAGCCAGGUAAUCCUGCCAUGCCAAAGCACUGUGACAGCGUUACAGGUGUUGUAAAGAAAUGUAAAUUGUUCGCACUAAGCUGCAGUGGCCUGCUGUGGAUGUGUUCACUGGCUUUCAGUAUAGGGUUUUAUUUACUCCUGUAUAAGUUAUACCUCUUAAUGCAAUAGGUAGAAGCUAAAUUCUAAAAGCUCCAUUCUGACCCAUCAAAUGCUGGAGCUUUGUGUUUCUAUGUGCAUGGCUUAUUGUUUAUACUGAUUCUUCAUUGAGGAAAAAUGAAUGUUGGUGUUGAAGGACAUGCAGCUGCAGUGCAGCUUUCACUGUGCUGCUUGCAAGGUCAAAAUAAAUGUACUGGGUAAAAGUGGGAUAGGGAGGUACUCGAGACAUUACGUGGGUGGUUUACCCCUAAAAAUUUCUGUGGAGAGGAUUGUUUCACUGCCCUGCAGAAACUCAGACUAAUAGAUGUGUAAGAUGGAUGAUCACGUCUGAACUGCGCUCCUCGAGGCCCCAUCUCCUGUUUUUUCUUCACGUGCUCAUUUGUCAGCACGUUGUCAAACCUUCAAUUAACGCGUCACUGGCAGCUCCGCUCACCCUCACUCUCUCCCUUCAGCCCCGUCGGGUCCUUUCCCCUCCUGGGCAGGGCGCUGCCCACGCACACACAGCCCUCCCUCCCGUGCUCAGCCAGAGUGGAGACAAAAUAAAGCGCUCCUGUCCAUCAGUCCUUUCCUCCUCAGAGAGGUCAGCGAGUCCCUGCUGCUUUUCCUGCUGCAGGGCUGGGCCAGGGCACGUAGCAACUGCUCAGCUAAAUUAAUUCAUUGCUGAACACCCCCACGGGUGUGGCUGCCACGCACGGGGCAAAAUCCUCCCAGCACAGGGCUGCAAGGGAAACUGGCUCCCUUUGUCAGGGCCACCAAAGAUGGCCAAGCAAAGUAAUCCCAAAUUACCCACUGCAUCUGCACAGUUUAUUUUACAUUUACCCGUUACCUGGAAAACUGGAAGAAAAAAGUCCACAUGUUCACUGAGGACUUUGUGGCCAUGUGUUUGCUGUAGCCUUUUGGUGAAUCGACCGUGCCCCUGGUCUGAUACAAUGUGAGAAUAAUCAGAUGUCUGAAGUAUUUUCUCUACGUGUUCCUUUAUCUUUCUGUCCCUCUAUUCCAUUCACUUUAAAAAUAAUACACUAAUUCAUUCUUUCCAAAUUCAGUUUACAUGAGAAUCUUCCUGUAAUAAUACCUUUUAUUUCCCAUUUCCUCCUCUAGCACACCCAGAGCUGAGCAGAGCACUUUUAGUAAAGAUCCUUGUACCCAUAGUUGUUAUCCUCUCCUUUCCACGUACAGUUUGGAGGCGCUCAGGGAACACCCCUUCAUGCCCUGUGAGGGAAUUAAUCUUGAGCACAAGGUAAUCUUGAACAAGUGUAAUUACAUCUCACAUCAAACACUUGCACACGUACAAUGGAUGAGCCGCAGGGAGCAGAACUGCGGGGGUGGGAGGGACUGCAUAUAUAGGGUUACAGUCACAGGGUUGGCAAGGAGAGAGCAGCAAAAUCAUAGAAAGCAGCGUGGCUGGGCUGUGAUCUGAUCUAUCUGCCUUUUGGGAGAGGUCAGGUUUGCCAGCUGACUGAACCUGAAGGCACUGCCCAUCUGAGCUCGGGGAUCUGCAGCCACGGGAGAGUGACAAUUGCAGGCAAGUUUAGAUUAGACUUAAGUUAUCUAGAGCAGGAGAAAAGAGCUGCCUGGAGCAUGCCAGAUUUCUGUAUAAAAUUGUAAUUAUGUAUAAAUUUAAUGUACAUUGUAUGUUUUCAACUUUAACAAAUUGACCAACUAGAAGCCAAACUUGACGUUUUGGAGCGAGAAUUCAUUUCACACAAGCAGAGCAACCACAGAAACAAUCUCUGGAGAUGUUCUGCAGAUAUUUGUCCUUCUUUGGUCUGUGUCUUUUCCUUCCAACCCAAAGCAGGGGCUCCCUGGGCCACGUACCCAGCUCGCACAGCAGCGACACAACAUCCCUGCCUGGAUUUGAGAACCUCACCGUGGGAUACAACAAAUACCUGCGGCCCUACUUUGGUGGAAAACCUGUUCAAAUUGCAAUGAGCCUGGACAUUGCGAGUAUUUCCAGCAUAUCCGAGAGCAACAUGGAUUACACCGCUACCAUCUCCCUGCGGCAGCGCUGGACGGACCCCCGGCUGGUCUUCCACGGCAACAAGAGCUUCACGCUGGAUGCUCGCCUGGUGGAGCUGCUCUGGGUGCCAGACACCUACAUCGUGGAGUCCAAGAGGUCCUUCCUGCACGACGUCACCGUGGGCAACCGCCUCAUCAGGCUGUUCUCCAACGGCACCAUCCUGUACGCCCUGAGAAUCACUACUACUGUUGCCUGUAACAUGGACCUGUCAAAAUACCCCAUGGACACACAAACAUGCCGACUGCAGCUAGAAAGCUGGGGCUAUGACGAAAACGAUGUCACCUUCACGUGGCUGAGAGGAAACGACUCCGUCCAUGGCAUGGAGAAGCUGCGGCUCUCUCAGUACACGGUGCAGCGUUACCACACCCUGGUCUCCACCUCACAGCAGGAGACAGGCAGGUACCCACGCCUGAUACUACAGUUUGAGCUGAGAAGAAAUGUGCUUUACUUCAUUUUGGAGACCUAUGUGCCCUCCACUCUGCUCGUCAUGUUGUCCUGGGUUUCUUUUUGGAUCACAUUGGACUCAGUGCCUGCAAGAACCUGCAUUGGAGUUACAACAGUGCUUUCCAUGACGACUCUGAUGAUCGGCUCACGGAGUUCACUUUCAAAAACCAACUGUUUCAUUAAGGCCAUUGAUGUUUAUCUUGGCAUCUGCUUCAGCUUCAUCUUUGGUGCCCUUGUGGAAUAUGCAGUGGCUCACUACAGCUCAUCACAAAAGUGUGCAGCUAAGGUACCUCAAGAGGGGCCAGCAAAUGAGCUCACUAAAGAAAUGGAAGAAGUCAACAUCACUAACAUCCUCAACAAUUCCAUCACCAGCUAUAAACAGCAAAUCAGCUUCACGAGCAUUGAGAUUUCCAGUGAUAAUGUUAACUGCAGUGACCUGGCUAUGAAAAGUCAUGAGAAAAUCAAAUGCGUCUUGAGGAACAAAAUGCACAGGAUUAUUGGUUAUUUCACAAUUCAGAACCCUGGCAAUGUGGACCACUACUCCAAAUUGCUUUUCCCUUUGUUUUUUAUGCUGGUCAAUGUGUUUUAUUGGGCUUACUAUCUCUAUUUUUAGUAGAAAGUAGUUGCUUCAUUCUCCUGCUUCAGCAGGAAAGGAGUCGAGCCGAUGGGUGUCCAGGUAUCUAACAUCAGUGAAUUCAGCGUGGACAAAAUGCUUGUGUCCUGGGGUACCCAGACUGUGUGAGGUGUGCAGGAUCAACACUGACUCUGGACAGCAGCUGCUCAGCUGGGUGGCUGUGCUGGGCCCCUGUGCUCGUACCUGUGUUUCAUUCCAGCACCUCACCUGGCCGGAGAUGGGCGUGCAAGGACUGCACUGACAGACCGCUACAAGUGGCAGAAUUAUUCUAGUAGCCUGGCAGCAGGCUGGAAUCUUCAAGUUUAGAUCACCAAGAGGAUGUGUGGGAUUAUAGCUGCUAUUCUUUGUUUGCCAGAGAUAACAGAGGGGCUGUGAUCGCUUCCUCAAUAGCUGCUGUGUUGCGGUGAGAGCCGGAGCGCAUCAGCACUCUGUGUGCUGUGUGCUGUGUGCUCAGGGAUGUUCCUGGGCCUGGUGCUUCCUGGGGACACGCAGUGCCAGGCUGGGGAUUGCCCUGCUGCUGGCUGUGGUGUGCCUCAGUGCUUCUAACACCUGCCACUCGCUGAGGUGAUCCUUUUGUUUUCAGAGAUUUGGGAACGCAAAAUAGAGGCAGCAAAGCCGUUUGGUAACCCAGCUCUUAUAGCCCUCCUGCUGUGCUGCAGUUGAACAGAUUCUACCAACCACCUUCCAUGUCUUCCUCACACAUUGUUUUUCAUCCUGGAGAGUUUUUCCUUCAGCUUUCACUGCUAUCAGCAGCUCUCUCCUUUCUUGCCAGCCGUAGGCUCGAGUGGCCCAUUUGUCACCCCCUCUUUUAUGUGGCUGUGCAGCUGUGGCAAGUCAGUGCUGCUGGGUGAAAAACAGGCGUGGGCUGAGGGUGGGCAGUCUAAAUCACCCUUUCACUCUCUAUUUUGGGCUGGAAAAGUGUUCCCUUUUUGCAGAAAUUCAGAUUCUAAGUGGGCUCUGGAAACUACCCAAGGUCAGCUUUGUUUAUCCCGCAAUCAGCAGGACCCAGAGCUUUCUUUUACAGGUAAAUUAAAUGUGGCACACACACAGUUAUGUCCCAUUUGGUACUGUGCAGCUUAAGGCUACUGGAAGUCUUUAUUUCCUGGUUAUAAAAUUAACAUUUUAUGGCAGAUUCCCCCCUGAAUGGACCAUGCUACUCUCAGAACUGGGAGGGGGUAAUCCUGGAGUUAUACUGGCAGGACUGGAACUGCCUGCAAUGGCCACCAUUCAGCACAGUGAGGCCUCUCAGCAGGCAGCUUUUAUUACAGUCUUAGCAGUGUUUGCUUAGUGUAAGAAUCUCUUACUGGGGGUUCCUCCACAAGGUGGGCAGAGCACACAAAACUAUAGAUUUUUUACUUUAAUAACUUUUUAUUGAACCACUUCACUGCACUAUAUUGUGAGGGAUCUAAACCUCAUAUUCAUAAAUCACAGCUUUUACAAAAAGCAGCACGAGAAAACAAAGGGGAACAGACUGACAAUGGCAAGUGAAUAAACACAAACUCCAAUAAUGAAAUGUUGUCUUGUAUAUACUGGCAUUUAAAGUCCAUUCCAUAAAAUGUAAUAAAGUGAAUGUUUGUGAUAUGAACACAAUCC
Molecule: messenger RNA, 4965 nt
Organism: Myiozetetes cayanensis
Lineage: Eukaryota; Metazoa; Chordata; Aves; Passeriformes; Tyrannidae
Gene: GABRP
Product: gamma-aminobutyric acid type A receptor subunit pi
Exons: 10
Coding region: 2014-3351 (445 amino acids)
Biological process (GO): chemical synaptic transmission; signal transduction; regulation of membrane potential
Cellular component (GO): neuron projection; GABA-A receptor complex; membrane
Molecular function (GO): extracellular ligand-gated monoatomic ion channel activity; GABA-A receptor activity; neurotransmitter receptor activity
Source: RefSeq, a predicted model, not a curated record